Molecule: messenger RNA, 1784 nt
Organism: Lactuca sativa (garden lettuce)
Lineage: Eukaryota; Viridiplantae; Streptophyta; Magnoliopsida; Asterales; Asteraceae
Product: mitogen-activated protein kinase homolog NTF3
Biological process (GO): protein phosphorylation
Molecular function (GO): ATP binding; MAP kinase activity
Source: RefSeq, a predicted model, not a curated record
UUACAUUUUGUCUGGUCGGCUUCCUCCUAUCCUAAUUCACCCACUUCUCCGCCCGCUAUAUUUUACUGAUGGAUUCACUGUUGCUCAUGAGGUGUCUGAAUGCGACAAGAUAACGGAUCGUACUCUAUGCGUGUGUUAAACAUUGUAUGUGUGCGUGUUUCUUUACAGAUCCAAAGAUCUCUUCCGAUAUAAAUAUCCUCUUUUAAUUAUCAAUCCAUCUGUCUUCAUAUAUACGUUAAAUUAUAAGAUCACAGAUCUUUCUAUAAGGUUCCAUCAAUUGUCUGCCGCGAUACGAUGAUAUUAGGGUUCAUAAUCAUCCAAUUCAAUUGGGUUUCUGAUUCCUAACCCGGAAUCGCAAGAAAAAUACUCAAUUGUCGGAUGAUUACCACAACCUUUUGAUUUCCAUUGAAGUUCGUCUGUGAAAAGCCUAGCGAUGUUAACGUCCUCCAAGUGUUCGACGAAAUUACUCUGAGGUUUAAAGUGAAAGACUUUCUUUUCUGCUGUAAAGGAGAAAAAUGGCAACACAGGUUGAGCCACCAAAUGGGGUUAGAUCAGAAGGGAAGCACUAUUUUUCUAUGUGGCAAGCAUUAUUUGAAAUUGAUACCAAAUAUGUUCCCAUUAAGCCAAUUGGAAGAGGUGCAUAUGGUAUUGUGUGUUCUUCUGUUAAUCGUGAAACCAAUGAGAAAGUUGCAAUAAAGAAGAUACACAACGCGUUUGACAACCGUAUUGAUGCCCUUAGAACAUUGCGUGAGCUUAAGCUUCUUCGACAUCUUAGACAUGAAAAUGUUAUUGCUCUUAAAGAUGUCAUGGUGCCUAUACACAGAAGAAGUUUUAAAGAUGUGUAUUUGGUUUAUGAGCUUAUGGAUACUGAUUUGCAUCAGAUUAUUAAGUCAUCUCAGGCUCUUACAAAUGAUCACUGCCAGUAUUUCCUCUUUCAGCUUUUACGAGGCCUCAAGUAUCUCCAUUCAGCAAACAUCCUCCACCGUGAUUUAAAACCCGGAAACUUACUCAUAAAUGCAAAUUGUGACCUAAAAAUUUGCGAUUUUGGUCUUGCAAGAACAAGAACCACAAAAGAUCAAUUCAUGACAGAAUACGUUGUCACCCGUUGGUAUAGAGCCCCAGAGCUCCUCCUUUGUUGUGACAACUAUGGCACCUCCAUUGACAUUUGGUCUGUUGGUUGCAUCUUUGCUGAACUUCUUGGAAGAAAGCCUCUUUUUCCAGGCACAGAGUGUCUUAAUCAAUUAAGACUAAUCAUAAACAUUCUUGGAAGCCAAAGGGAAGAUGACAUUGAGUUUAUUGAUAACCCAAAAGCAAGAAAGUUCAUAAAGUCGCUUCCUUUUUCACAAGGGACUUCGUUUAAUCGGUUGUAUCCUCAUGCACAUCCGUUGGCUGUUGAUUUGUUGCAAAAGAUGUUGGUUUUUGAUCCUUCGAAGAGGAUUAGUGUGACCGAAGCACUUCAUCAUCCGUAUAUGUCAUCACUUUAUGACCCGAGGUGUGAUCCUGUGGUUACAUGUCCAUUGGAUAUGGAUAUAGAUGAGGAUCUAGGGGAGGAGAUGAUUAGAGAGAUGAUGUGGAAAGAGAUGCUUCAUUAUCAUCCUGAAGUUGUUGCCAAUGGUAAUGCAUAGGUGAUGUUUCUUGUUACCAUUGUUGUUGUUGUUGUUGUUGUUGUUGUUGUACACUAAUUAUGGAUACAUGAGAACGACUGAAAUGCUUGUUUUAUCUUGCAUGAAUGCGCUGAUUUUAUAUCUUUUUGAAAUAAAGAUUUAUGAAAUGUGCUUGAAUUA